Molecule: messenger RNA, 390 nt
Organism: Plasmodium reichenowi
Lineage: Eukaryota; Apicomplexa; Aconoidasida; Haemosporida; Plasmodiidae
Exons: 2
Coding region: 1-390 (129 amino acids)
Source: RefSeq, a predicted model, not a curated record
AUGAAACUUGCUAAAUGGAACUUUUCGAGUAAAUCUGACUUGUUUUUUUCUUUUUUUCAUUUAAGAAAAAAUAGGAUAUGUUCCUUAAAUACCUUUUCUUUUUUAUCGACAAAGAUUAACAAGACAUUGUUAACAUCUGAAGAAGGUUUAACGAAUUUAUUUUUUCUUCAUCCAUUAAGUUCAACAACGAAAGAAGUAAAUAUGAAUACUUAUAAAAGUUCAACCUUAUUUUUUAAUAAUUUCAUGUUGUAUGAUUCUAAAGAUGAACAGUCAUCUAUCUUAAGAAAACAAUCCAUCCAGGAAUUACUUUUUAAAAAUAAAAAAACCAAGUUAGCUCUAAGAAGAAAAAGGAAGAGGAUGGGAGAACGUAUUAGUUUAAGAUAUAGAUAA